Molecule: messenger RNA, 3972 nt
Organism: Nerophis lumbriciformis (worm pipefish)
Lineage: Eukaryota; Metazoa; Chordata; Actinopteri; Syngnathiformes; Syngnathidae
Source: RefSeq, a predicted model, not a curated record
AUGACGAUCCCCUCCUCCCCCAGCAGCAUCGCCGCCAUCGUGCAGUUCCUGAUGGCGUACCCCAAUAAUCAUGCCAAUUGUUCAGAGCACAGCUUGUCUGACCCAGGUCAGCUUGCUGGGGACAAAGACGACAAUAACAACAACCCUAAUGACCGUAAGCAGGAGCAGGACUCCAUGCAACUCCAGGAGGUGGAGGAAUGGACGAUACCCACCUCCUACGAUGUGGGACUAGAGGCUGAGAAAGCAGCGCACCAUGUACACCAAGAAGAGACUAUAAUUCCACAAGUAGUUGAAGAAGAAGAUGGAACAAUUGCAGACCCAAAGUUUGAUCCUGCACCUGCUGAUUCUGAGCCAGAACUCUCAUCAGAACCCGUGAUUGAGUCAGAGCUGCAAACUGACGCGCAGGUUCAGAACCAGCACAGUGAACAGGAAUCUGUAGUCUUAGAUCCAAGUCCAGAACAGGGUCAUGUAACCAUCGAUACUCCGGAGCUGCUUGUCGACGAGACUGUCGCAAAUCAGCUGCCCCCCAGCUCGGACCCACUCGUACCUGAGGAUGAAGUGGACGACACCCUUACCUCACAGAGUGAUGGCCCCUCUUCUACGAAAGAGGGCGAUAAAGAGGGCCAGCAGUUGGACCAGAUCCUUGAUUCCAGUCUUGAAGGAGUGGAUUCAUCCGUUUCGGGCCACUUGCAACUGCUACAAGAGGAGGAGGAGGAGCAGCAGCAGCAGCAGGAGGGACACGGCGAGGUGCAGCAGGACAACAACGCCUCCUUGCACCAGCAGCAGGUGGGGGAGUCUGUUCCUGGCAGAGAGUCCGAUCCUUCGGUCCCCGGCAAAGAUGACAUCCCGACCUUUGACGAGUGGAAAAAACAAGUCAUGGAGGUGGAGAAGGAGAAAAGUCAAAAUCUCCACACCUCCACCAGCAGCAUCGUCCAACCUGUGAAGAAAGUGCAGAAAAACUUCAAAAAUAACUACGCCUCCGUGGAGUGUGGCGCUAAGAUACUAUCUGCAAACAAUGAGGCCAAGAGCACGUCAGCUAUUCUCAUGGAGAAUAUGGAUCUUUACAUGCUGAAUCCCUGCAGCAACAAAAUCUGGUUUGUGAUUGAGCUCUGUGAGCCCAUUCAAGUUAAGCAGCUGGACAUUGCUAAUUUUGAACUCUUCUCAUCGACACCUAAAGACUUCCUUGUCUCACUAAGUGACAGAUACCCCACCAACAAAUGGGUGAAACUGGGGACAUUCCACGCAAGGGAUGAGCGCAUCAUACAGAGCUUUCCACUGGAUGAACAGCUUUACGCAAAAUAUGUCAAGAUGUUCAUCAAGUACAUCAAGGUUGAGCUGCUUUCCCACUUUGGCUCCGAACACUUCUGUCCUCUCAGUCUCUUCAGGGUGUUUGGUACAAGCAUGGUGGAGGAAUAUGAGGAGAUAUCAGAUUCUCAGUAUCCUUCUGAAAGGCUGGAGUACCUGGAUGAAGAUUUCGACUAUCCACCUGGCUUUCAACCAUCAGAUGACAAGGCGUCUAAAAACUUGCUUGGCUCGGCAACCAAUGCCAUCCUCAACAUGGUCAACAACAUAGCAGCUAAUGUGCUAGGUGGGAAACCUGAGCUGGAGGGCCAAGCAGGGAUUCCAGGUAACGUGACGGAAGAACUGUUGACCAACAAGGAGAGUGUACAUGCCACGAAUGCUACACCAGUGGAAACGCCUCAAGACUCGACACUAGAGACACCCGUAAAAUUAGAAGAUGACACGGACCCUCAGAAUGCUGCUGUUUCUUCUACAUCCACCCCAUCCCUCGAACCCAACAUGGACAGACAGAUUGUUACCCUGGUGGAAGAGGAAGAUGAGGACGAAGAACCUCGACAGUCUACUGUCACCUUGUUGGAGGAAGAGGAAGAGGAGAAAAGUGAUGAAAUGGUGGCUAGGGAGACCUCUAUGUACUGUCCUUUCUUGGCUUCAGUGUCCUGCCUCGCCACACUACCGGAAUUGCUUCACCGCUGGUGCGCCGUCGUGUUAGCUGAGGAGAGACUCCGUAAACUUCACACUCAGACAAGCCCUGUUGUAAAGACCCCGAUAUCCAAACCUCCACAGAUCCCCAAUCCCACACCGACACCUACACAGGAUGUCCUUCCCCUCACUGAAAAAACACCAGAGCCCGAGGCACCGCUUCCAGACCAAAACGAGGGUGGACAACAAAGCGAUCUCCCACUCACACCGCACACUCCACCGCUUGACCUGCAGCUGGAGCCUAGUAGGACGUCCACCCUUUUCCCGCACAGCUUCUCGGAUAUCCACAGUUCCCUGACUCCCACCCACCAGGACCUACUAUUGCCCCCCAUCAAGGAUGCUGCCCUGAACCCUGUCUCCACUCCUCCCCUCCAGGCUGCCCCUCUGCCCGACACGCAGCAGUUGAGCGCCACUCCUCCUGCCUCAGUGCCGAGCCCCUCACCACAACUUCCCACCCAGAAGAUGGAUGCUCCUGACACUGCUCUCCCCACCCCAAAAGAACAGGAUCUUCCCACUGCGUCACGACCCGAAGACCUCAUCAUCCCACCCACUGAGCAACUGACCACUCCUCCCGUAAUGGACCCUAACGCAGUUGGGGACCUGCAGAAACCUAACAUAAAUUUAGAAGAACACGUGGACCCUCAAGGAGGAGAACCUCAUCGGGUGGACACCGCAGAGGAUGAACUAUUAAACGGCACCGCGCACCGGGCGGCCACCGAUUUCUACGCCGAGUUGCAGAAUGGCGUGGACUACAACAACGGUGUCCCAACAAGCGGCAGCAGUGCAACGUCCAACGGGGCAGCCGUACACGGCUCCAGCCAGAAAGAGAGCGUCUUCAUGAGGCUUAAUAACCGAAUCAAAGCCCUGGAGAUGAACAUGAGUCUAUCUGGUAGAUACCUGGAGGAGCUUAGCCAGAGAUACCGCAAACAGAUGGAGGAGAUGCAGAGAGCGUUCAACAAGACUAUCAUCAAGUUGCAGAACACCUCACGCAUCGCUGAGAAGCAGGACCAGAAGCAACAAGACUCCAUCCAGGCUCUUCAGACUCAGCUGGGGAACCUCACUAAACUGAUGCUCAAUCUCACAGACACUGUCACACAACUUCAGAAAGAGGUAUCAGACCGUCAGUGCUACCUGGUCUUUUCUUUGGUCUUGUGCCUGUCCCUGGGCCUGCUGGUGUGCGUGCAGUGCUGCCGCAGCUCCUGCACCGCUGCCAGGGCUGACGUGACUGCCGGCGCCUUGGUAGUGCCGCCCAAAAGCAACAACUACCCAAGUCCUAAGAGAUGCUUCUCCUCCUACGACGACAUGAGCCUGAAGCGCAGGGUCACGUGUCCGCUCGUGCGCUCAAAGUCCUUCCACCUGUCAUCUUCUACAGAAGUAGGUCCAGAUGACUUGUAUAUUGUAGAGCCGCUAAGGUUUUCUCCAGAGAAAAAGAAAAAACGCUGUAAAUCAAAGUCUUUGGACAAAGUAGAAACGCUGAAGCCGUCUGGCCCCUUAGUGCCCCUCACUAAUGGGGACAUCAAAUGCAACGGCUUCCAUGCAAGCCCCCACCUUUCGCUCCCAGUCUUUGGGCUUCCCCCUGCCCUGCCACCACUGCCUCCGCCCCCUACUACUACUUCAUCUGCCCCUGUGGAAACCACAUCAUUGCCCCGCUACUCCUCAAAGGAGCCCGUCUCAGAGACACCUAGCUCCAGCUCGUCAACCCACUCCGAGGAUUCAUUCACCGUGCGCUUGCCGCCUCCUUCGCCCGCCUUCUCCUACGCCGAGCUGCCCCCAACGACGUCCCUUCAGUCAGCGCGUCCGCCGUCCAAGUCCCGGCAAGAGAGGCGCUCCACCAAGCGACGAAAGUCACGGCACGCCGAGCUAGCGGACAAUCGCGCGGCUUCGCUGUCCGGCCUGCAACACCUCAUGAAGAGCAGCAAAGAACUCAGCAUCGGCACCAUCCAGGUGACCGCGUUCAGCGGGCAAGUCUGA